Molecule: messenger RNA, 1885 nt
Organism: Microcebus murinus (gray mouse lemur)
Lineage: Eukaryota; Metazoa; Chordata; Mammalia; Primates; Cheirogaleidae
Source: RefSeq, a predicted model, not a curated record
UUUUGAAAUGCAGAGGGUAAACUCAUGGCCCACCAUCUCACCACUGAAAUACUGCUCUAGGAGUGAUAGACACGUGAGCACAGGUAACAGGUAAAUGCUAACAAACAAGGCAUCGCACCUGUGUCGCUGUGAAAUGCCAACUGUGCAGAAAGGAGCAAAGUGGAGACUUCUGGCCACAUCAGGCCUACGUGGGCCCCGUUGUUCCCCACCAUCUUUCUCCCAGGACUCCCUGUCUUGUUGACCAACCGCACCAUCUCCCUGGAUCGACCCUCACGGGUCAUGGCAUGUCCUGCCCCUGGGUCUGUGGUGGCCUACCUGCCGCUCUGCAGGCCGGGACCCUUCCCCAGUGCAGCCAGCAGACCAGGGCCUGUGAGGUGCGGGGAGUCGGGGGAUUCGCGCCGCUGGGUGUGGCGGGGGCGCCUCGCACAGCUCCCUCUCCUGCUUGGGGCUUCCAGCCCUCUGGCCUUUUCCUGUGGGCACCUUGGCCCAUGUUUCUCUUGGACUGGCUUUUUCUUAUCGAUCUGUCCGUGUUCUUUGCAAACUGGCCAUUGGUCUUACAUGUCAUUUCCAAGUUCACGAACGGCUCUCCGGGCAAUACAGCCUGGGCACAGCGGUUCCUUUCUCCUUCAUUUCUCAAGGUGCAACAUGGAAAGGACCAGGGGGACUGUCCCCAGAGUCCCUGGCUGGGGGACACUCUCUGAGGCCUUCUGCCGUCCCUUCUGAGGCCAGAAAGGUGAAGCACCCCUCUUGCCCCUCCAGGGAAAGGUGGGCAAGGCUGGCCUCCAGGGAAGGGCUCAGACACCUGGAACUUGGCCACCUCCAGCAGUUGCUGUUGAUUAUCGAAAGAUGCUGGAGGCCCCACCCCUGCUGCUGGUAGCCGCCCCGCUGGGGCUGGCGCUGCUGGCGCUGCUGCUGCUGCGGAGACACUGGGGCUUGUGGGUCAUCGUCUGGUACGAGUCCGUCCUGCAGCCUUUCUGCAAUCUGCUCAUGGGCGACACCAAGGAGCAGCGCAUUCUGCGCCACGUGCUGCAGCACGCGGAGCCCGGAAACCCCAAGAGCGUGUUGGCGGCCAUCGACACCUACUGCUCGCAGAAGGAGUGGGCCAUGAACGUGGGCGACAAGAAAGGCCAGAUCGUGGAUUCCGUGGUGCGGGAGUACCAGCCCUGUGUGCUGCUGGAGCUGGGGGCCUACUGCGGCUACUCGGCUGUGCUGAUGGCCCGCUGCCUGUCACCUGGCGCCAGGCUGAUCACCAUCGAGCUCAACCCUGACUACGCUGCCAUCACCCGGCAGAUGGUGGAAUUCGCCGGCCUGCAGGACAAGGUGACCAUUGUGGUCGGGGCAUCACAGGACAUCAUCCCCCAGCUGAAGAAGAAGUAUGAUGUGGACACGCUGGACAUGGUCUUCCUGGACCACUGGAAGGACCGAUACCUGCCAGACACGCUGCUGCUGGAGGAAUGUGGCCUGUUACGGAAAGGGACGGUGCUGCUGGCUGACAAUGUGAUCUGCCCAGGCGCGCCAGACUUCCUGGCACACGUCCGCGGGAGCAGCCGCUUCGAGUGCACACACUAUUCCUCAUACCUGGAGUACAUCGGGACGGUGGACGGCCUGGAGAAGGCCAUCUACGUGGGCCCCAGCAGCCCAGUGCAGCCCUGACUGCCACGGCUCCGGGCUCCCGAGACAAGCCUGCUUCCCACAGGGGUGGUGCAGUGCGCCUGCUAGCUGCACACUUCUGCAGCGCUGGGGGCUGUCCCCACGCACAGCAUGCUCAGGCCCGAGGCCUGGCCGCUCAUAGCUCCAGGCUGUGCUUUUUUAAGAUUCAAUCACCACCUCUUUACUAAAAUCUGCUAGAUAUAACCGUCUCACUUGCUAUAUCAUGCUUUAAAAU